GCUCUGGGUCGGGGGCACAGGGGCCAUCUUCCAGCCGCCGGCUCUGCGCUCAGCGCUGUCAGGCCUGGGAGCAAAGGCUUUUACCGGGGUGGAGUAGAGGCCUGGCGCGGCCCGAGAUUUUCUUACGUGUUACUGGGCAUGAAUUUCUGUUGGUGAGGUGACUUCAUGUCAUACUUGUGAAAGCUGUGAAAGAGAUUUUCAGUGCUUGAAUUCAAGCAAACAAAAGGGGUAUUGAAAUUCUUCUUCAAUGCCAGAUUUACACUGAAGUUUAAACAGUACAUCGGAGUCCUGUGCUACACUGCAUGAAUAGUCCUAGGAAAAUGGAACGUAGCGAUAUGCAACUGAGCAGAUGUUGUAAGCUUGUCACAGAUAAGGCAGCUGCAGGUCCUUUGCUGACCUAGUAAUCAAUUUGGGUCCUACUAGUAGCUGGCAAGAUGCUGUCCUCAUCGAGUACAAUUUCAGCUUUUGAAACUAGACACCCUCUGGAAACAGAUCCUCAAGAAACUGGGAUUGAUCCGUUACAGAAUUACCUAGUAAAAGAUGAUGAUGACGGUGUGAGUGAUGAAAACAAGUUAAUAAGAAUGUAUUCAGGUUGGGACAGUGGAAUAUGCACUUCCUACAGCAAAGAAUGGGAAGACUUGUUUGGACAUGGUAAUUACUAUGCAAGAAUAAAGCAGAAGGGGAUUAAUGGACAACUGAGAAGCAGCAGGUUUCGCAGUGUGUGUUGGAAGCUGUUCUUAGAUGCUCUACCGGAGGACAAAAAGCAGUGGCUCAAUAAAACAGCAGAGCUAAGAGCUCACUAUGAACAGAUAAAAGAAACUCAUAUAACAAACCCACGGAAAGCUGCUGGACAGCAAGAUCUGGUUGUCAACAACCCACUUUCACAGGAUGAGGGAAGUCUGUGGAACAAGUUUUUUCAAGAUAAAGAACUUCGGGCAAUGAUUCAACAAGAUGUGACAAGAACGUUUCCUGAAAUGCAGUAUUUCCAACAGGAAAGCGUGAGACAGAUUUUGACAGAUAUCCUGUUUUGUUAUGCUAGAGAAAAUGAGCAGCUGCUUUACAAGCAGGGUAUGCAUGAGUUGCUGGCUCCUCUUGUCUUUAUUCUACACUGUGACCACCAAGCCUUCUCACACGCCAAUGAAUCAGCAAAUCCCAGUGAUGAAAUGAAAGUUCUCCUCAACCCUGAAUUCUUGGAGCAUGAUGCCUAUGCUAUGUUCUCCCAACUUAUGGACACCGCAGAACCCUGGUUUUCAAGCUUUGAAAGAGAAAUAAGAAGGGGGAAAGAGGGCAUGAUUACGGCUGUGCCAUUUGCAAGACCUCAGGAUUCAGGACCAUCUCUUGCUAUAGUUUCCAAAGUAAAUCGUAUCCAAGACCUGCUACUAAAGAAGCAUGAUGCAGAACUAUACAUGCAUCUUAACCGACUAGAAAUAGCUCCUCAGAUUUACGGAAUACGAUGGGUCAGACUUUUGUUCGGCCGAGAAUUUCCUCUUCAGGACCUGCUGGUGAUCUGGGAUACCUUAUUUGCUGACAGUGUUACUUUGGAUUUAGUCGACUACAUUUUUGUAGCCAUGCUGUUAUACAUAAGAGAUGUUUUGAUUGCCAGUAACUAUCAGACCUGCCUUGGAUUGCUUAUGCAUUAUCCUUCUGUAGGAGAUAUACAUUCCUUAAUCCACAAAGCACUCUUCCUCAGAGAUCCAAAGAACAACCCAAGGCCAGUGAAUUACCAGUUCCAGCAGAAUCUAGAUUAUUAUAGAGCACGUGGUGCAGAAUUUGUUAAUAAGACACGUGCCGGUGCCAAGGUUGCUCCAUUGAACAUUAAUAAAGUGUCCAGCAGCCUGAUGAAUCUGGGGCGGAAACUAAUAAGUCCAGCCAUUACAGUUGGUGCUACCAGCAAUUUUCAAACCGUUGGUACAACCGGCAGCAGUAACCUUGUACCUCAGCAUCCACCCAGCAAGGCCAUGGUAGAACACACCCAACAACAACAGCAACAGCAGCAACGAAUGAUGAAAUCUGAAAGCAUGCCUGUGCAGCUCAGCAAAGGGCAGGUAGUUACAGGAGAUGGUGCUCAGGCAUGUAUCCCUGCCAAGACAAUUACUGAGCUCUCAGGUCACAGCUCUACUCAUGUUACUUCCUCGCCAAGUACUGAGAGUUUGCCUGCUGGGAGAGACAGUACAGCUUCGCCUCCUCUGUCUUCUGCAAAGAAAGAUUCGUUCUUCAGUACAAUCUCCCGUUCCCGAUCACACAGCAAAACUAUGGGAAACCGCAAAGACAUGGAGGAGGAACUGGAGGCACAGGUAUCAUUUCUCCAAGGGCAACUGAAUGACCUGGAGGCCAUGUGCAAAUUCUGUGCUAAGAUGAUGAAUGUGCACCUUGGCAAAAUACAAGAUGUAAUUCUAAAAGAAAACCUUCAAAAAGAAGAUGAAAUCUUGGUAUCACUGGCUGGACUUAAACAGAUCAAGGACAUUUUGAAAGGAUCACUACGGUUCAAUCAGAGUCAGUUGGAAGCAGAGGAAAAUGAGGAGAUCACAAUAGCAGAUAACCAUUACUGCUCUGCCAGCCGUGCAGAGGGCGAGAGCAGGAAGCAGCAGGGCACUGACAGGGAGUUGCAAGUCACCACAAAAACAGAAGAGGCAACAUCGCUGACUUCACUGAAUUCAGAAGGAAGAAACUCAGAUGACUAUAUCUUGGUUUCUAAAGAAGAUGAUGACUUAGUGCAGGAGCAUCCUUCUGAGAAGUUAGAAGCAACAGGAGUGACUUUGUCACAUCAGCACAUCUCCCAAGAGCACAAACCCGCUGUAGAAUGUGGAAAACAGAUGCAGCAGGCUUUUUUCUCUGACCCACUUACUUCUGGAGUUCUGGAGUCACCAUCCAGCAAUUCUGAAUCUAGUCCAGAUGAUGACAGCAGCAACAGCAAGGAUUCAGAUUUCACAAUUGUUAGCCCACUGGACAUCUAAGCAAUGUUCAAACCAGACGGCAAACUUUUUACCCGCACACUAAUCAAAUUGUGUAUGGAUUAUUUGGCAAGUGAAGCAGUCCUGUCUGUAUAUGCAGGUUUAAUUAUUUCAGCGGGUUCUUAACGAUGUGCGUUUGACAUUUAAGGAUAAAUUUUGGAUCAUUGUUGACAGAUAAGACGUUGCUUUUAGUUUCCGUCUUACGUCCACAACAGUUAACAGAUGCUUCUCUUCCAAAUGGUUAUAACAAUGUAAGCAGUUCUGAAACAGAUCCUAUAGCAUUCCAGUUUGCCAUGGUGAGCUUCAAUUCAGAACAGAACUUGCUAAUGCAGUAGCAUGGUUCUUGAUAAUGAAAAAAAUCAAAAAAAGUGCCCGAUGAUACUAAUCUACUUUUCUAUUACUUCACAAAACAAAUCAUGUAAUACUUUUAGAGCUACUUAUUGGUAAUACAAAAGCAACUCCAUUCUUGACCAAGCAGGAAUAGACCAUCUCGUUACUAGCUGUUUCAUGCUGCUCCCAUAGGCACUGUUACUCUGUAGAACUGUUCUUACAACUUUGAAAAAUAACUAAGCAUUAUACCUAUCUCGGUAUCAACUGUCAUAGAUGCAUGCAGAGUUGAUACAAUGACUGUAAGUAUCCAUACUGUUAUAGAAAUCUGAGAAGAGAGGGGAAUACUUUUACUUUGUUGCACUGCAUAUUUUACAGUAUUUCAGGGGUUAUUAUAGAAGCUGUUUUAUACAAAAUUGGAUGUUUCACUGAAUGGAAUUAAUUUGGCAUUCCCAAGGCUAAAGGCCAUACUGUACUCACCAAUAUUGGUAUCUCCAAGUACCCAUUUUGUGUAUGGUUGGUUAUAAGAUGUAUACUGAACAAGUAUAAAUUUCCAAUCUAUCUGAUUGUUGUGGAGUAACAUAGUCACUAAAAUGUACUAAUGAAAUAGUGGAUUCUUGUUCUUAUGCCUUCCUAUUGGAAAUGGAAUUGCAAUAAAUCAUUUGCAUUCAGUAAUGAUCAUAUGGGUGAGAUGAGGCUAAAUGCUGUUUUAUUAAUCUUCCAAUUGAUUGACCUGAUCGUUCCAUAGCUUUGUUACCUUUCACUAACCUUGUUGCUCUUUGAUUGCAUCAACAAUAUCAAACUGAAAUGUGUUUACAUUGUUCUACCAAUUUCAAGGUGGGAACAGUAUCUGUUGGUUCUCCAGUGCAGCACAUGUGCUUAUCUUUGAAAAGUGGGCUUUUCAAUGAUAAGCACUAGCAAUUAUAUAAAUAGCAAGCUGACAUUGCUGAGUAGUCUCAGUUAAAAACAAAAGUUGCUUCCUGAUUAUUUUCUACUGUUUCUAUUAAAAUGAGCUGUGCGACACAGAUGUCUCCUAAUAUGAGAUUGUUUCCUAAAGUUUCUGUGCUGAAGCGUUCAAUUGUGCACACGAUAUAUGUAGAACGUCUGAUCUACAUGAGAAAAUCAUUGGAAAAUAUUAUACCAUGAUUGAAUAUAGUAGUUUAGUGUAAAAUCUCACCUGAAACUUAUGCAAGUUGUCAAAAUGUUUAUUGAACCAGUAAACACUUAAAUUGCAUAUGGAGUACCAUAACCAGAUUAUGCACUUAUUCUCUGUUACAAUAUUGGCCCGUUAUAGAGAAAGUAAUAUUAUUAGAGUACACGGUCAAUGUACAAACUGAUUUUUUAUACAUAUAUACAGACUUACAGGGUUCUGUACUGUACUAUGUCUGAAAUCAAAUGCAUGGACUGUGUACAUUUUUCCCAACUACACAGUGAAUUGCAAACACUGUUUUGUCCAGAGUUGUGGUGGGAAUCUUAAUAAAGCAAAAUGUGCUUAAUGAACUGAUAUACUGCUGAUCAAUAAAUAAAACAUUUACCAACAAA
Callorhinchus milii (elephant shark) is the source of this 4820-nucleotide messenger RNA. It is a transcript of the gene tbc1d5, whose product is annotated as TBC1 domain family, member 5. Bases 435 to 2954 code for a protein of 839 amino acids. Lineage: Eukaryota; Metazoa; Chordata; Chondrichthyes; Chimaeriformes; Callorhinchidae. The record is from RefSeq and is a predicted model, not a curated record. Gene Ontology annotation, biological process: activation of GTPase activity. The transcript has 25 exons. Gene Ontology annotation, molecular function: GTPase activator activity.